UAGCUUCAUUUUCUAUCACCUCAAAACGAAAUCGUUCUCUGCAUAUCAGCCAUGCUCGAGGGCAAAGCAGUCAUUGGAGACACUGAUAUGCUUCAGACCAUGCAGCAAGAUGCUCUUGAUCAAGCUGCUAAAGCCCUCGAUUUCUUCGACGUCACCGAGGCUACCGGGAUAGCACAAUUCGUAAAGAAGGAAUUUGACAGAACAUAUGGAGGUGGGUGGCAAUGCAUCGUGGGAACUGAUUUUGGUUCAUUCGUGACACACAGCUCCGGCUGUUUCAUUUAUUUUUGCGUCGGCAAUCUUGCCAUUUUGCUUUUCAAGGGUUCCUCUGUUGCAACGUCACUGAUUGAUGGAGAAUCAAAGCCGAAGCAUGUGCUCCAUUUAGAAAUAAAGGGAAAUCAAUAUCGUCCAACCAAAAUUCCUUUGACAUCAGUGAGGCCUUUUGAAUAUACGGAGGUUGUGCUGAAGGACGAACCUGAUAUUGACCCGAAUGAUCAAAACUCAAUUCUUGAACAUUUGGACAAAGUGGCAAGUGUCUUUCUUGCAUGGGAUAACGGUUUUGGACUUUUUUGAGUUCCUGCAUUUUCU
Messenger RNA from Hibiscus syriacus, 585 nucleotides. Its product is annotated as dynein light chain 2, cytoplasmic-like. The record is from RefSeq and is a predicted model, not a curated record. Bases 52 to 570 code for a protein of 172 amino acids. The transcript is spliced from 5 exons. Gene Ontology annotation, biological process: microtubule-based process. Gene Ontology annotation, molecular function: dynein light intermediate chain binding; dynein intermediate chain binding. Gene Ontology annotation, cellular component: dynein complex. Lineage: Eukaryota; Viridiplantae; Streptophyta; Magnoliopsida; Malvales; Malvaceae.